Messenger RNA from Brenthis ino (lesser marbled fritillary), 336 nucleotides. NCBI's taxonomy places the organism in Eukaryota, Metazoa, Arthropoda, Insecta, Lepidoptera, Nymphalidae. The record is from the annotation of a GenBank genome assembly.
AUGCGUGCAAAAGUUACUCAAGUACUUCAAGAGAGACAUAUGUCAUUGAACCCUGGAUACAAAAAUUCAGGCGCACCACAACCAACUGACGAAGUUUUGUUAAUAAACGAAUUGGUCAAAGAAUAUUUGGAAUGGAACGGCUAUUUGUAUACUGCAUCGGUACUCACUUCUGAGGCAACAAUGCCUGAUACUAAGAAAACUAGAGCAGAAAUGUGUGCUGAAGUUGGUGUUAAGGAUGAUGAAAAAUCUUCGGCAUUACCACUAUUGUCUAACAUUGUGGGUGCCUAUACUGAACGUAUAAGGCGAAAAAUCAGUCGAAUUAAAAAAGACAGCCGG